Messenger RNA from Nicotiana attenuata, 1399 nucleotides. Its product is annotated as probable protein phosphatase 2C 34. The coding region runs from base 139 to 1209 and encodes 356 amino acids. Gene Ontology annotation, molecular function: protein serine/threonine phosphatase activity. The record is from RefSeq and is a predicted model, not a curated record. Lineage: Eukaryota; Viridiplantae; Streptophyta; Magnoliopsida; Solanales; Solanaceae. Gene Ontology annotation, biological process: protein dephosphorylation. The transcript has 6 exons.
UUACCCUCUUAUGCAUUGUGAUCCAUUCUCUCCAUUUUGGCUAUCACUGUCAGCUUUUCAGCUGUAAAUAAGUCUCUGGUCUUGUCAAAAUCUCAUUUUCCAGACCAUAUAUUUUCGCCAGAAAAAAAAAAGGGUGAAAUGGAGCAUUUUUCUUCCAUGUUUAAUGGAUUGGCAAGAUCUCUGUCACUGAAAAAAGGAAGGGAAAACUCUGGGAACGGGGAUUACAAUGGAACAGAGGCUGCAGAAUCUAUGGUUAAAGGAGCCAAGAAAAAUGAUUUUAUAUUAAGGUCUUCAGGGACUGUAAAUGUUGAUGGUUCUAAGAAUUUUGCUUCAGUUUUCUCUAAGAGAGGAGAAAAAGGAGUGAAUCAAGAUUGUGUCAUUGUUUGGGAGGAAUUUGGAUGCCAAGAAGACAUGAUAUUCUGCGGAGUAUUUGAUGGACAUGGUCCUUGGGGCCAUUUUGUGGCGAAGUGUGUACGAGAAUCAUUUCCAUCAUCUCUGCUUUCCAAUUGGCAGGAAACUCUGUCUGAGGCUUCAACUGAUUCAGAUUUCGAUUUGGACUCUGAUAAAUUCGAUAUAUGGAAGCAUUCCUACACCAAGGCAUGUGCUGCUGUAGAUCACGAGCUGGAACAACAUCCUAAGAUUGAUUCAUUCUACAGUGGUACCACUUCUUUGACAAUAGUCAGACAGGGUGAGGCUCUCUUUAUAGCGAAUGUUGGCGACUCACGCGCUGUAUUGGCCACCACUUCUGAAGAUGGCAACUUGGUGCCAGUUGAGCUCACUACUGAUUUCAAGCCUAAUCUACCUCAGGAAGCUGAACGGAUAAAGCAGUGCAAUGGCCGAGUAUUUUGUUUGGACGAUGAACCUGGGGUGCACCGGUUAUGGCUGCCUGAAGACCAAUCCCCCGGAUUGGCUAUGUCUAGAGCUUUGGGAGACUACUGUGUGAAGGAUUUCGGACUAACUUCUGUUCCUGACGUGAUUGAAAGAUAUAUCACAAGCAAAGAUCAAUUUGUUGUGCUGGCAACAGAUGGGAUUUGGGAUGUUAUUUCCAACGAAGAGGCAGUACAAAUUGUGUCAUCGAUCCCAGAGAGGGCAAAAGCUGCCAUGCGUUUGGUGCAAUCUGCUGGCUGUGCCUGGAGACGUAAGAGGAGAGGAAUAGCUAUGGAUGAUAUUUCAGCUAUUGUACUUUUUUUUCAUUCUUCUCCCUUGUGACAACAAAUUCACCCUGUAUAGAUACACCAGAAUAGAACUUUGUGAAAAAGCAAGUUUGCUCCUCCCGCUCUCACCCUCAUCAUCACCACAAUUAGAGCUGAAAGGAACUAAAAUUGCAACUGUUAGUGGACUAAAAUGAUAAUGAAGCAAUUUUGUGAAAGUACAAGAUGGGUCGAAUUGCCUAUUUAAA